AUGGCUACAGCAAAUCCUCCACCGGGCGCGCUCUCGGUGGAGCACCACAAUGGCGCCGACCCCUUCCUCGCCGCACCGCACGACGCCCACCGGCAGCGAUACUCGGCCUUCGACAACUCGCAAUUCUCGCUGUACUUGAACGGAUCCCCCCUACAGGCCAAACGCGCUCUACAGGCACACUUGGCAGAGACGACGCGCAGACUGCAGGAGACGUCGCAUCUGGGGAGCGCGCUUGUUCAGCAGAGAAAGGAGCUAGAGGACAAGCUGCGCGAGGUCGAGCAGCAGCAGCCAGACAACGACAUCGGGCCAGAGCUGCGCCAGAGGCUGGCCGAGCUAGAAAAGGAGUUCAACGAGGUUGGAAGGGAGACGGCUCGCGCCUUCCUCCCCAAGUCUCGCGUACCCAGUGGCGAGACGGAUCCCACUGCCGGUGGCUCCAUCUACUCCAGCGACGCCAUCCAGUCACCCACCAAAGUGAGCGUUCCGUCGCGGAAGCAGAGGAACCAGCAGCCCAGCCGCAUCAAUGACAUCGCCCUGGCCACCGAAAUCUCCACCUCUUUGCUUUCCCAGCUCAAGGACCUCCAGGCCGUCCUCCUCGAGAAGGAUGACGCCCUCAAGGCGGCUGAUCUGGACCGAUCGCAGCUCGAAAUUGAGGUCGAAGGCUUGUCGCAACGUCUGAGAACAUUGGACGAAAGCGAAUCGCGACUCAAGGACGUCAACUGGAAUCUUGAGACACAGGUUCGCGAGUCGGAAACACAGUUCAAGUCGGCCGCAGACAAGGAGCGAAGCCUCAAUCAUGCCUUGGAUCUCGCACGUACCGAGAGGUCCACUUUGGAGAAGGAGUUGGAAGAUUUGAAGCAGAUGUAUACCAAGCUCAACGACGAUCACAUCAACAAGACCAAGCAGCACGAGACGGAGCUCUCUAGUCUGCGGCGAGUCGCGGCCAUGACGGAGACGGAAAAAGGUGCAAUGCAGCGCAAGGUCGAAGAGCUCAUGACAAAGAAUCAAGAGCUGGCUCAAGCUGUCGCUUACCGCGCACGAUCAGAGCAUCGUGGCCGAUCUGACAGAUCGUCUGAUGACGAUCGUGGUGUCAGGCAGCAAUCUCAAACGCCUGAACACUCGCCUGAACCGUCUCCAAGCAAGGCCACUCCGCGCCACGGUAUGCUCGAAUCGGAAACACUCAAACAUUCGCUUCAACACGCCCACCGCAUGAUUCAGCAACUCAAGAACAAUAUCCAUCGCGAAAAGACCGAAAAGAUCGAACUGAAGCGCAUGCUCCAAGACGCUCGUGAUGAAGUAGACGCUACCCGCGCUCAAGUUGGACCUGGUAGCGCAAGCAAGCGAAGGAAGAGCGACAAGGAUGCUUUCAAGAAACCCGCUCGACCAGAUCGUCUUGGGGCCUUGCGCAACGUGUCGCACGAGAUUGUAGAAGACGACGAGUGGGAAGAGCAAGAGGCCGUGCCCGACACCCCAAGUCGGCCACCGCACCCAUCCAACUCUGUACCGGGCUCCUUUCCAAAUGCACUCAGCUCCGUCGCGGGAACGAGCGCAUACGAAAACCUCGACACUGCCAACGAAACCUCAGAUGCUGCUUUCGAGACUGCCAAUGAACGCGACGGUAUGGCAACUGAGUCCGACGCAUUCCAAACCGGAGCCGAGACCCUCGACGGAGACAGCAGCGACCAGCUGACUGAGACCGAGGCCGGCCCUUCCAACUCUGCUGCCCGGCGUAGUCGACCCUCAAUCUCACAAGCUGGUCGCAUCAAUUCCUACCGCAGCACUGCUUCUGCCUCUGGCGAUGAAUACGAUUCCGAUUUCAGGACUCCUCUUCACCACAAGACUUCGCGCUUUACGUUAAGAGCUAGAGACAGCAGUUCGCGGAGAUCGACGCCGAGAGGGUUAGAUUUCUUCGCAGGUACGCCCCCAGCGUCAAGAGACUCGCCCGCGGGCUACGUCAGCAGCAGCAACGAGAACACUCCCGCCCAAGGCAAGAGUCUAUUGGCAGAACUCAACGACCUGAGUGGCGAUGACGAUGAUGCUAGUUCCAUCGAGGGAUCACCAAGUCGAUCCAGUGUCGUAUACUCAAGCCAUGCCACGCCAGAUCCACUAAGAAAGGCUGUUCUCGGAAGGUCGCUUCUCCAACCCGAUGCUCCCAGGCCAACUAUGGUUGAUUCGGGCACGAUGACCGAACAGGAUGCCCCCGAGCCUAUUUCCAUAUCCUCUAUAUCGAGUCAGAACACAGAACCGUAUGCUGCUCGCUUGCCUACAUUACAAGUCUCUGCCCUGCAUUCGCAAGGCACAAGCCCGCGAGCUUUGCCUCGUCAAAAUCUCGACGUCUCCAUGGUCACCUCACAAGACAGUGAACCCAAGCUUGCACUUCGGCCAGCCCUUGGCUUCUCUUCCGUCUCCGGUCAUGCUACUAGUCCCCAACCCCCAGAGAUACCUCAGCUGGCUGUGUCCUCUCUUUCAAGUCAGGGGACCGAGCCAACAAUCCCUUCAGCUCCGUUGUUCGCAUUAUCUCCGCUUCAUGCACAAAACACGGCGCCACAUGCCGUACCCACUGCUCCUCUGAAUAUGUCGUCAGUGGCUGUUCAUAGCACCGAGCCUCGCCUUAUUGCUCCUCCUGCUCUUGGGGUGUCGACAGUAUCGUCUCAUGGCACUGAUCCUAUUGUACCAGUGCUGGUGAAGGACAUUACACCUUCUUUGGACAUCUCCUCCAUUUCGCAUCAAACUACGGAGCCGCGGAAGGCGACUGCCCCAACCCUAGUGGCUCCAGCAGGUCUUUUUACGUCUGCUAUCUAUGCACAAUCGACCGAGCCCGCACAACUAGCCGAAUAUGUCUCGACAACGGAGUCAAAUCGAAGCCCUGACGAUAUGCUUCCGGCAUCUCCUGCCCAAGAUAUCGGUCACAGAGAAAAGCGUGCACCACUCCAAAUGUCAAGUUUGUCUGCCCACGAGACUGAGCCUAGAGUCACACCCUACAAGCCGACGUUGUUACAGAUGUCACCUUUGGUGUCUCGCUCGACUGAGCCCAAGGAUUUGCCUCGUGUGGUCCUCUCUGCAUCUUCUACGACAUCGACUAAGUCGACAGUACCCCGCGCGCCGGGAACCAGUAGACAACAAUUCUCUCCACUUUCUGCACAAGUCACGAAACCUAUUGCGCUACGACAGCCGCAACUCGUGUUGUCCAGUUUCUCCGCUCGCUCUACGGACCCGGUGGCAGUGGCUAGAGCAGAUCCGUCACAACUAUCUUCGUUGUCGAUCCAGGCAUCCAAUCCCAUUGAACCUUUGAGGGUAGCACCGUCGACCAUCUCCGUACUGUCCUCGCUGACUACUGAGCCAAUUGGACCCGAGCGGCCAAUUCUCGCUAAUUUCUCUGGGGUUUCAUCUCAGGCCACCACACCCGUAAAGCCAGAACAGAUACCACUGCAAUUGUCAGCCGUCUGCGUACUGCAGACCGUGCCGAUCCCACUACCUGUUCCUUCGGUGUCUCUACAUCACAGUUCCGAUGUGCGGACUGUUCAAGACACUCAGCCUGAGUCGCCAACGCUCCCGGCAUUUUUGCCAACACCGACAAGUCGGCCAUCCACAGCAAAUCGUGUUUCUGUCCCUGCUAUGACAUUGUCCCCUGUUGCUGCGCAGGAUACUGAACCAUUGGCUCCUCCGCGACCUGGUACCGCUCAUCGGGCCGCCGCGCCUUCCGUAACCACUAGUGCUUCUUCUCAGACAGAAGCAUCGGCGAAUAAGCAAGUAUCCACGCCCAAGCUCAGCUACUUCGAUACUCUACUAUCUUGGAAUAAGAAUACCACGGACGCUAACACCCCACCGGUUGAUAGCAGGGAUGCUAGCACAGCCUUUCCACCUGUCAGUGUCAAUGCCGCCAGUAAGACUCCCCAAACGCCAAUGGCCGAUGGAGCUACACAGACAAUGGUGUCUGCUCAGCAGAUCGACAAGCUGCUGCUUGCUCGAAGUCAGCGAUGGAGUAGUUUGAUAACCACGUCCGGGCUUGAAAAGUCGCUGUCGCCGCCGGAGUCGCCUAGCAAAAAGCAUGUCAAUGAGACAAGUCGAACACCCAAACGCCCAGGCAGUUCGGGGAGCAUGCGCUCUCGCGCUGCAACGCCUCCUCCUCUGCCUUCGGAUCAUAAGGAAGUCAUCGCCGCGGCUUCUCUCAAACCAAUCUCCCCAGGCACAAUGGGCCCGCCUACAAUGCCUGCAUCCGCCUACAAGAAGCGACCGCAUACGCCUACCAUCAAGACUGGUAACAACACUCUCACUCCCAGAACAGGCGGGACCACACCGCGUGUGCGUCGACAGUCACAGCGUAGCGGAGCGUCUUCACCUCUUAGCCGGAGGUCAUCACUAUCUUCGUUUACUUCGGAAAUAGACCAACGCUUCAAUAUUCCAGGGGGGCCGUCUUUUGCUGCCAAUGGAUUGCCACCCGGUGCGACAGAUCCGCGCAUGAUCCAGGCCAUCACUCAGACGAUGAUUGGCGAAUAUCUGUGGAAGUACACUCGCAAGACUGGGCGCGAAGGCAUGUCUGAGAACCGUCACCGGCGUUUCUUCUGGAUUCAUCCUUACACUAGGACACUGUACUGGAGCGACCGAGACCCUCAGAGUGCCGAUAAGACGACAUUGAAGGCUAAGAGCGUAGCCAUCGAAUCUGUUCAAGAAGUCGACGACCCUAACCCUCUACCUCCUGGACUUCACCAGAAAAGCUUGCUUGUCGUCACACCUGGUCGAUCGAUGAAGUUCACGGCUACAACAGGUCAGAGGCACGAGACGUGGUAUAACGCUCUGAAUUAUCUGUGCCAACGGGUCGACGAGAACGAUCAGCAAAAGUCGCCAACGAAGUCUGAUCAAGACCAGAAGGCAGCUACCGCAGAUGAGAUUCAAGACGAGUUCAAUGGCGGGUAUCGCAGCUCUUCUCGGCAAACAGGCCGUUCAAGAGGCUCGAUGUCCUCAUACGUUACCCGGCGCACAUCAUCCCGCGAUUAUGGCCAAGUGCCCACGAUUCGACAGUCGCAUGUUACACCACAUCGUGCAACCUCGACCGAGCCGCUGGCGCAUGGAUCUGUUUCCAGCCGAAUCAACAGCAUGCUCCGACCCAGCGUCACUGCUUUACGCGGAUCCUUCACUAGUCGGCGAAACAGCAGGACCAGCGCUACAGAGUCGGCCACGUACGAGGAACCCAGCGCGUCCAACAUGGAUCUCAGUCGUGAUAUCCAUGACCAUGUUGAACGUGAUCAGGACUUCAUGCCCAACGUCCGAGCAUGCUGCGAUGAGUCGCGAACUGAGAUGCGCAACGAGCAGCUGCGCCAUCAGGCUGAGAUGGAGGCAGCGAACUAUGGAGCUGGUGCAUAA
This is a messenger RNA of Alternaria triticimaculans, 5358 nucleotides long. RefSeq lists its product as uncharacterized. Gene Ontology annotation, molecular function: tubulin binding; phospholipid binding. Gene Ontology annotation, biological process: microtubule cytoskeleton organization; dynein-driven meiotic oscillatory nuclear movement; establishment of mitochondrion localization. The transcript has 2 exons. NCBI's taxonomy places the organism in Eukaryota, Fungi, Ascomycota, Dothideomycetes, Pleosporales, Pleosporaceae. Gene Ontology annotation, cellular component: mitochondrion; cell cortex. The coding region runs from base 1 to 5358 and encodes 1785 amino acids. The record is from RefSeq and is a predicted model, not a curated record.